Penaeus monodon (black tiger shrimp) is the source of this 5379-nucleotide messenger RNA. It is a transcript of the gene mus301, whose product is annotated as helicase POLQ-like. The transcript is spliced from 21 exons. The coding region runs from base 323 to 4195 and encodes 1290 amino acids. Gene Ontology annotation, molecular function: ATP binding; nucleic acid binding. NCBI's taxonomy places the organism in Eukaryota, Metazoa, Arthropoda, Malacostraca, Decapoda, Penaeidae. The record is from RefSeq and is a predicted model, not a curated record.
CUCUCCUCGCAGCCUCGCCAAACAGCGGGUAAACAAAACCCAUUUCAAGUCCACGGGUUCUUGUAUGUGCAUUAAUUUUGCAUCGUUCUCUGAACAAUAAAUGAUUAUGCAGUGAUGGCAAGAACAAAACUUUUGCAAAAUGGUUAAGUGAAGAUUGCAGCAAAAUCAAGACAAUGCACUAGAUACACCAAAAAUGUAGUUGCAAGGAUAUAGACUGGAGGAAAGCUUUUCCUCAUAUCCCAAAACUUACCUCCCAAUACUCCCUAUCUCAAACAAGUAAAGAUAAAACAGUAAGCAUCACACUGCAUCACAAUACUCCAAAAUGCCCAACAGGAAUAGUGAAACUCGGGAGAAGAUCAUGUCAUCCCCAGUUUUUAGAAGUCAAAGGCUGUCAAGAAAAGCAGUUUUUCACAAUGCACUGAUAAGUAAGAAUGACACCUUUCUUUCCACAAGCCCCAAAAAUAUACAGCAGAAAUCCCCUCGGAGUCCCUUGUCGUCACCUGUCCUUAGGAGCCAAAGAAAAAUCAGGUGUGGGGUUGGUGUAGGAACUGAUGAGAACACACCCUCCAGGAAGAGGCCAAGGGGACAUGAUGAAAGGCACACUACCAAGAUGUUAGGUACACCAAAAAGCACAACUCCAAGAUCAAGAAAGUCUGUAGAAAUUGACAGCCCUUCAACUGUAUUCAUGAAUCAUGAGGAUUCCUUCUUAGAAAGUGUCAAUUUUGAUGAAUUGGACUCUUUGUGCUCAUCAUUAGAGUUAACUCCACUUGGAAAGACAAAGGCUUUAAAUAACAACAGAACUCCUUUGUCUAACAGUGGUAUAAAUUCAAGCCCAUAUCUAUUACGCAAAACUCCACGAAGAAUUAACCUUCAGAUCACAAAUGAACACAUUCAGCCACCAAGAAGGAUAUGCAACAAUCAAAAUGCUAUCACUAAAGCUAGAAAACAAAUGUCUGAUGACUUAUGUAAAGAGAAGGUAAUUGCUAAUAAGUGUAUUGUUAAAACUAGUGAUCCAAAGAAAUUGACAGUGUAUGAGAGAAGUGUAAUUCCAGAAAGCAGUUGUAGUACUAAUAGUAGCCAUCAACAUAUUAUGUCCAGUAUUAGUUGUAGUGACCAGACAAAUAAUGGUAUCACAAAAGCCAGUUCCAAGAAGACUUCUGGGAGAAGUUCACCAGAUAUUUUUGGGGAAGAACAGUCAGAUUCUCAGUUUGACGAUAUGUUUGGUCUCACAGACACCCAAAUGUCAUGUCUGGAUGAAGCAUAUUUUGAUGGGAGCAGUAAUCCUUCACAUGAUGGCCAAGAUUUCAUUAAGCCUGAUGCGAAGGUUAUAGUGAAAUCCACUUCUAGUCAUGAAGCAGCUAAUAUUAAGAAUAAUACUGCACAAGAGAUUUCACCCUUAACCUCUAAUGGACAAGCACCACACAAUAAGUCCGGAGAUUCAUUUGGUUCUCCGGACUCUCAGCUUAGUUUUAUCAGCACACAAGGAUCUCAGCCACUUCUGGAUCGUUUCCAGAACAGGUUUAAGGAUGCAGUGACUUCAAAUCAGACUGAUGCACCCAUUAAGACUACUACAGAGCGUCGAGCAGAAGUCGUUGCUGCAGCCAUGGAAGCUGUAGAAACGAAUUUAAAUGAUGACUUUGAACUUGGUCCAUUCUUUGGACUGCCCUCCAAGGUGCUGGAUGUGUUCAGUGCCCAUCGUGGCAUUUCAAAGCUCUAUGAUUGGCAGGAGGAGUGCAUUAUUAAAGGCUCAGGUUCGGAAAACCUCAUCUUUUCUCUCCCAACAAGUGGUGGGAAGACCCUGGUGGCAGAAGUGCUGAUGCUGCGGCAGUUGCUACUCAAAAAACAAAAUGCACUUCUAAUUCUUCCCUAUGUGGCUCUUGUCCAAGAAAAAGUACGUGGUCUGGCACCUUUUGGAGUGGAGCUAGAGUUUCUUAUUGAAGAAUAUGCUGGAAGCCGUGGAUCAUUCCCUCCUAAGGCUAAGCGAAAGAAGAGUGUGUUGUAUAUAGCCACAAUAGAGAAGGCUUCUGGACUUGUGAAUGCGCUGCUAGAAACCGACCGCAUGCAAGAGUUGGGUCUAGUGGUAGUGGAUGAGGUCCACAUGCUAGCUGAGCCUGGAGGCCGUGGUGCCCUGUUGGAAUCUAUCAUUACCAAGUUGCGCUAUGCUGCCCGAAAGGUACAGCUGGUUGCGAUGAGUGCCACAGUUGGUAACCUGAACGAGUUAGCAAGCUUUUUAGGAGCACAGUUAUACACAGGAAACUUUAGGCCUGUGGAGCUUGCAGAGUAUGUGAAGGUAAUUUUACAUUUUAUAUGUCAUAUCAGUAUGGCUAGUUGUUCUGUAACAAUUUAUCAUACCGCUGCUCGUAUUGAAGAAGAUCUGUUGAAGAAUAAGAGACUAAGUUGUUUUCCUUACUCUCAAGAGCAAAAGAAAAUUGACAUUGAUAUGGUGGGUGGUUUAGUGGGCGAAGUAGUGCCUGAACAUUCGUGCCUUGUCUUCUGCCCUACAAAGCGCAACUGUGAAACUUUGGCAGAACUCAUUUGUCGAAUUCUGCCCAAGGAAUUGACUAAGGUACGAGUGACUGAUAAACGGGCUCUCUACCGUGCACUCUGUGAAGAGGGGUCUGGGGUUGUGUGCCCUGUUUUGAGGAGGACCAUCCCAUUUGGUGUUGCAUAUCAUCACUCUGGGUUGACAGAAGGAGAGCGACGACUCCUGGAAGAAGGUUACCUUGCUGGAACUUUGUGUUGCCUUUGCUGCACUUCCACUCUUGCUGCUGGUGUCAACCUUCCGGCUAGAAGAGUAAUUAUCCGGUCACCUUACACUGGGAGUGCCUUUCUCACGCGUGCAAGGUACAAGCAGAUGGUAGGACGGGCAGGGCGUGCAGGCCUUGACACAUGUGGGGAGAGCUUCCUCAUUCUCCAGCCAAAAGACACAAAAGAAGCUGGUCUACUUUUGCUGUCUCCAAUUGAAGUCUGCACAUCCACACUGGCAGAUCAAGAAUGGCAUGGCCUAACCGGGCUGGUGUUCACUUCCUUGGGCUUGGGAGUAGCUGUAACACUUCCGCAGUUGAAAGCUCUGGCUCGACUCUCACUUCUCGCCCUUCAAGCCAAUAGGCUGAACAUAGAUGUGGAGCCGCAGGUGGAUAAGAUUGUGGAGGACCUGAGAGCUCAAGGUCUUGUUCGUAUUAAAGUUGAUGUCCUAGAACAAAAGUCAUCUAAAGGAGCUGCAGCUAAAAGUUCAGGAAGCAAAGGUAGCCAGAGUGAACAGACCCAGAAUUCUACAUUAUGCAGUUCUUCCUCUUCAACUCCUCCAUCGCUUGAAAAUGAUAUAGCUCAGAUUAUAAACCGUCCUAUCAGUGAAAAUGACAUUCUUACUGUUAGUAGACUAGGCAGGGCAGCUGUUAAAGGGAAUGUUGAACUGAAGCUAGCUGGACAACUUUACAAGGAUCUUUGCCAUGCACGUGAGAAUCUUGCCGUCAACAGCCACCUUCACCUUUUAUUCCUAGUGACCCCUUAUGAUGCAGCAGAGAACAUCAAGAUCAUACCAGAUGUUUACUACAGUGCGUAUAGUAAACUUGCUACAGAUGAGGUAAAGGUUGCCAAAGUUUUGGGCAUCACAGAAGCUGUUAUGAUCAGGAUCAGCAUGGGUCAGAAUGUAAAGAAAGUGAAGGAGUCAGUUUUGAAGCGCUUUUAUUUAGCCCUUCUGCUCUUCCAACUGUGGUCUGGCAUGAGUAUAUGGGAGGCCAGUGAAAUGUUCCGAAUACACAGGGGCUUCACACAGCAAGCACUGUCCUCUGCAUCAGCAUUUGCAUCCUGUGUCUUCCACUUUUGCCAGGAAUUGGAAGAGUUGUGGGCAUUCAGAGACCUUUUAGCCAACUUUACUCGUCAGUUGUCAGGAUGCUGCACAGCUGAAUUGCUUCCUCUGUUAGACCUGCCUUCUGUGAAAAAGGGCAGAGCACGUCUGCUUUACAAUGCUGGCUAUCAUACAUUGAAAGACAUUGCAAAUGCUAAUGCAAAAGAUUUGACUCAAUGUGUUGACCACCUGCCAUUCCGCACUGCUGCACAGAUUGUUAGCUCAGCAAAGAUGUUACUGCUAGAGCAGGCAGAAGCACUGCAAGGUGAAGCAGAAGAGGUCCUUUCAGGUCUUCGUGAACCUGCAUCAGAGACGGAUUUGCCGGCAAAAGUAAAGCCAAAUCAGUGAGCAGAGUGGUUUUGUCAAAAUUGCAAAAUAGUUUGAUUUAUCUGUGGGUAUACAUAUUGGUAUACAAGAUUGAUAUGAGGAAGAGUUCUUUAUUAUCCACAGUUUCAAGUGAGGUUUGGAAAUAAGCAGGUGGAAACUGAUGUAGUGGAAACCACAAUAGAAAACAGAAAAGUAAUAUUCUGUUAAAUUCCUUGUUUGUCCAGCACUAUUGUUCAUGCUGUAGAAGGCUGUAGAAGGUUUGGAUACAAUUGAUGAUUAUUUUUAUAACUAAUGGUUACAUAGAGUAAUAUAAACAAAGUGUGUUGGUUGCAAUGGCACUUCAAAAACCCAAGUGAGAUAAAGCACUUUUGAUAUCAGUAAGUUGUAAUACAUUUUGAAGUUUAUCAUCUAUUGUACUUAUUUUUCAAUGUGGAAAAUGUUUUGUACCAAAGAGUCAAGAGACAUUGAACUUAAUUGAAAUAACGACAAUAAUUUCUAUGAUGUCUUCUCUCAGCAUGAGUAUACACAUCCUGAAAUACAUUAAUGAUAUUUUUGUUGGCUGUCACUUGUGAUUAUCUUCAUUGGUUUAUUUUGAAGUAUGUGAUAUUUAUCUUAAGUAAUAUCAUAUUGAUAUGAGUAUGACUAUAAGUAAUCUAAGAAGGGCUGUAAAAUACUCCUUACUUUUAAUGUAUCUCAUGUACUUGUAUUAUAAUUUAAUGUGAGUAUUCAUGAUUCUUUCAGCUUGUAAUGUGUAUAUGAUAUAUAUAUUUAUAUAUAAUGCUUUGAAGAGUGAAAAUCCAGUCUCUUAUACAGAUAUUUAUUUUCUUUAAUUGAAGGAGAUUUUUUUAACUUGUUGGUCUUUUUGGUGGUAGUGCUUUAGGCUACUUAUGCUAACUUGAACUUCUGUACUACAGGGAUGUUCUACUGUUUAAGUUGAUGCGCAUACAAAAUGUGUCUUCCUGAGUGAUUAAGAAACACAUUGUUGCAAUUAAUAUUUUCUUAAAAGUUGUUUUUAAGGUGUACCAUAUGCAUCGCAAUAUUUUAGUAUUUUGUAUCUAUAAGCCAGAAAGUGUCUAUUAAAACAGUGGUUCCGGUGAUGAUUGUAAUGCCUACCUUAUUAUCAAAAAAUGGUGGCAGUGUAUAAGCAUUGCAAGAUGAUAUAUAAAUAAUGAUUUCCUUUUCAAAAUAAUAUUUUUUAUAUAAUU